This is a messenger RNA of Pseudoliparis swirei, 2084 nucleotides long. RefSeq names its product HtrA serine peptidase 3b (gene htra3b). Gene Ontology annotation, biological process: proteolysis. The transcript is spliced from 10 exons. The record is from RefSeq and is a predicted model, not a curated record. Gene Ontology annotation, cellular component: extracellular region. NCBI's taxonomy places the organism in Eukaryota, Metazoa, Chordata, Actinopteri, Perciformes, Liparidae. Bases 303 to 1673 code for a protein of 456 amino acids. Gene Ontology annotation, molecular function: protein binding; serine-type endopeptidase activity.
GGACAGAGGGAACACCCCAGUCUCACUCCACUGGAUGCUCUCCACCCGCAGCUGGAUCACCGCGGGACGCGUAAUUACGCACGGCUGCAAAAAUAACAAUAACAAGCUCACCGUCCACGUUUCAAUACCAGGGUCACUUGAAUCUGACGCAUCUGAUGCAAACCUUGGGGGACAUUUGUCUUUCUGUGGGCCGUGUGUGUGGAUCUGCGAGCUCUCCAGGAAGUGAUGAACCAGCUAUGAUCUGCGCGUGAACCUGGUUUCGGCUUCCGUCGUUUUUACCCGCUGACCAUCUCCCGUUAAGUAUGUACUUCCUCCUGGUCGCAGCCGUGUUCCUGUGCCUCGAGGCGGCCGCCGGCGCAGAGUGCCCGACGCGGUGCGACGUGAGCACCUGCCCGAGCCCCGGCUGCCCCAGCGGCUACGUGCCGGACCGCUGCAACUGCUGCCUGGUGUGCGCCCCGGCGGAGGGCGAGCCGUGCGGCCGCAAGGACGACCUGCGGUGCGGCGACGCGCUGGAGUGCAAACACCCGGCGGGCAAGCGGCUCUCCAAGGGCAUCUGUCGGUGCCGGUUCCGCCAGGCCGUGUGCGGCAGCGACGGGAAGACGUACGGCAACGUGUGCCAGCUGAAGGCGAGCAGCAGGAAGGGAACCACGCAGGUCCAGAAGGGCCCGUGCGAGAACGGCACAGGUCCUUCAAAGGCUGCCAGUCCUCGUGACAAGUUCAACUUCAUAGCCGACGUGGUGGAGAAGAUCGCCCCGGCUGUGGUCCACAUCGAGCUCUUCCUCAGGCAUCCUCUCUUCGGCCGGAACAUCCCUCUGUCCAGUGGCUCUGGGUUUGUGAUGUCGGAUAACGGACUGAUUGUUACCAACGCCCACGUGGUGUCCAGCACCACGCCGGUGUCCGGCCAGCAGCACCUCAAGGUCCAGAUGCACAACGGGGACGUGUAUGAAGCCAGCAUCAAAGACAUCGACAAGAAGUCAGACAUCGCUACCAUCAAAGUCAAUUCCCAGAUGAAACUGCCGAUCUUGUUCCUGGGCCACAGUGCAGACCUGAGGCCCGGGGAGUUCGUGGUUGCCAUCGGCAGCCCCUUCGCCCUCCAGAACACCGUCACCACAGGCAUCGUCAGCACCGCCCAGAGAGACGGCAAGGAGCUGGGCCUCCGGGACUCCGACAUGGACUACGUCCAGACGGAUGCCAUCAUCAACUACGGGAAUUCCGGAGGACCUCUUGUCAACUUGGACGGGGAGGUGAUCGGCAUCAACACCCUGAAGGUCGCAGCAGGAAUAUCUUUUGCCAUUCCCUCCGACAGGAUCACGCGCUUCCUCAACGAUUCCCUGGACAAGCACAGCAAAGAUGUGAGGUCCAUAAAGAAGCGUUUCAUUGGCAUCAGGAUGCUGACCAUCACACCAACGUUAAUUGAAGAACUCAAACAACAGAACCCAGACUUCCCCGAUGUUACCAGUGGGAUUUAUGUUCAUGAAGUUGUUCCUCACUCACCUGCACAGAAAGGCGGCAUCAAAGAUGGCGACAUCAUUGUGAAACUGAAUGGGAAACCGCUCAUGGCCACGGCCGACCUGCAGGGGGCGCUGCUGAAGGAGACGGCCCUGCUGCUGGAGGUCAGGAGGGGCAACGACGACCUGCUCUUUAACAUCGAACCCGACGUCAUCAUGCAGUAGAGACCGGACGCUCGGACCGACAUGUUUGUGACAGAACGCGGUGGAAGUUCUGCCCCAGAGCAGAGGAACUUCUGGUGCUAUGGCAACGAGCUGUUAACUUCAGGAUGUACAACGGUGCCUUCCAUCUGCUCAGACCCGGCCACGCUUUGGAACAGGUGCACACAUGUACACCCUAGACUCACAUGAACCCAUAUAAUGUAUGUUAUGUUUUACUUUGAUUUCAGUCUUGUUUUUAACCUGGAGACACAUUUGCUGUACAAGUACCUCAGGAAGCUGAUGUUGAUAUGAGGCACUAAUGGCUGUUUGGCAGCAUUUUCAUGAUUCUCAUCACAGAAAGAUACAAAUAAAUCUUGAUGAAUGUACAGUUGAAUUGAAAAUGUCCCAUAAAAAGAUGUUUUUAAAUAAUGGUGA